Molecule: messenger RNA, 7111 nt
Organism: Aricia agestis (brown argus)
Lineage: Eukaryota; Metazoa; Arthropoda; Insecta; Lepidoptera; Lycaenidae
Gene: osp
Product: protein outspread
Exons: 15
Coding region: 354-6047 (1897 amino acids)
Biological process (GO): actin filament organization
Cellular component (GO): actin cytoskeleton
Molecular function (GO): actin filament binding
Source: RefSeq, a predicted model, not a curated record
AAAACAACAACCCUGCCGCGCUGCUUGUGUUGCCGCUUGGUUUUCUAUCAGAUGUAAUGUGGCCGGGCUGUCGUGCCGUCGCGCGGUCGUGCUCCGCGUGUUCGCUAUAAAAUCGAUGUUUAUUUUGUCGCGAUUUCGAUUAUUGUUUACGCGAUCGGUCGACUCCUUCGGCUUCCCGGGGGAGAGUGUGUUGUGUUUGUGUCGGUGACGAUACUGCUGACUAGUGAUUUCGAUAGCCGUGGGUGCGCGCGUGAUAAACUACGUGUUGAGGCGAAUACGAGUGUUGGUGUUACAGCAUCAACAUGCUGUGCACGGUGACAUAGUGACCACGAGGUUCUCCCUGACCUUUGACAAUGUCUGGUCGCUCGGAUUGCCGGAAGUUCGCUCCCAACAUCUUCAACAAGAGCAAGUGCACCAACUGCUUCAGGCAGAAGGAGGAGCACAGCGCCGAGGCGUUGGAAUCUAAUCGGGCCAGCAGGAAAAUAUCAAAAUGCGGCUAUCUGUUCGUGGCGCCGGGAUGGGACUUCUCAAAUCCGCUCUACAGAACAAAGCGAUGGCAGCGGCGGUGGUUCGUGCUGUACGACGACGGCGAGCUCACAUACUCGCUCGACGAACACCCGGACACAGUCCCUCAGGCCAGCGUGGACAUGACGACGGUGGUGGAGGUGAGCGACGCGGACGGCGUCACCGGCCACCCCUACAGCCUGGCCAUCACCGCACCAGAGCGGGUCACCUUCGUCAAGGGCACCUGCAGGGAGGAGGCGCGCUGGUGGGCUGACGUGCUGAGUGUCUACCCGAGGAGCAAGGGAAGACACAAACGCAACGCAACGUUUCCCGGGGGGCAAACGGGGAGUCUGCUGCAGUCAACGACAACGAGAAAAUACUCCGCAGACGCGUCGACGCUGCGCGACGCGGCGGAGAGGCCCCGGUUCUGCGGCGGGGGCACCACAACGUGGCCGGGGCCCCGCGUGCAGCCCCCGCAGCCCGAGAUACCCAGCCUCGCGGCCCCCACGAACAUCGAUACCAAAGUGUACACCGACCAGCCAGUGUCGUCAGCGUCGCCGCCGACCCGCGACAAGAUCAACGGCGAGGAGAAGGCGCGCUCCCGCCGCCGCGAUACCUGGCCGGAACACCCCAAUGGCAACAACGACGAAGGUAGCGGCCGAACACCGCUGAUGCAGCAGGAGAACCAGCUGUACGACGAGCAGCUGCGCGACAUCGCGGCGUCGCUGACGCGGCCGCGCACGCGCCGCGCGCUGCCGCCCGCGCUCGAGCGGCCCACCCGCCUGCCGCCGCCCGACAGACUCUCGGCACGAGGGUCACCGGAUGGCGGAGUACCGAACGAAGAAGUCAUCACCAGCUCCGCGAGUGAGGGCAGCGAAACGACCGACGCCGUGGAGGCAGCGGAGACGACCGAAAGUGGCCGAGUGGAGUUGCCCGCCGAACGACUGCUCCAUGCCCGAGCCGGGUGGCUCCAGAGAAGAGGCCCCGGGGGCUGGUCCAAGCACUGGUUCGUCCUUCGAGGAGCGGCGCUGCUGUACUUCCGAGACCCUCAAGCCGAACACCGGGGCCUCAUGGACGGCGUUAUCGACCUGAGCGGAAUAUCGCGAGUCGUGGAACUGCCCACCUCGCCGUCCACGAAUGGAUACGCUUUUGAGACAGAGACCUGGGACGGCAAGCAUAUCGUGUUGUCGGCGGUGACGGCUGGCAUCAGGGCCAACUGGGUGUCGGCGAUGCGGCGGACGGCCGGCCUACCCGACACCGGCCCGCUGUCCCUCGUCCUGCGCGAGGACAACGUCGACCGGGCCUCGGAGUCCUCCACUUCACCGGUGACCCCCAUCACGCCCGGUAACGUCCGGUCGGGACCUUUCUCCUCCGACGAGGAGUAUAAAACGGCCUCCGAGGGCGGAAGAAGAGAUAGCGCCGAUUGGGGCGAUCUAUCGAGCCAGCUCCCGCAGUCCCCGAUCCCGAGUCGCACGCCGAUAUCCAAGGUCAAGGAAAAGGUGCGCGCGCGAGCCUGCCAGCAGACGACCGUCACGAUCGACCCGAACGUAGAGAAGGACGAAAUCGACGCAGCCAAAGAAAACAAAAAACCCCAGGAUAUCAUUGAGGAAAACGAGAAGCCGAGCGAACCUAGAAAACGGAGCUACAUUUCGACCGCAGACAAGCAGUCCAUCGAAAUCGAUGACCUUCGAAAACAACUUAAACUUGCUCUCAACGACGUCAGCGAAGCUGAAUCUGAGCUCGCGAGACUUCGGAAGAUGAAAAGUGAGGCUGCUUUAAGAGAGAAAAAGAUGGAGGAGCUGGUCGUAGCUCUCCAGGCGAAGGAGGAGGAGAUAGCCCUUCGGACCGAGGAGGUGGAGAGCCUCGACGCGAUAAAGAAGUUGUAUAACCAGGACAAGUGUACCUGGGAAAAGAAGUUGACCGAGACGCAAACGUUUUUAAGGGAGUCGACGGAGCACUGCGAGAUGCUAACCGGUCAGUUGAACUCGGCUCAGGAGACGGUGCUGCAACUUCAGAAGGAACUCAACGAGCUCAAUGAAAAGUUAGUGAAGAGCGUCAAAGAAAAUGAUUUCCUGUAUGUCAGGAUACGGGAGCUGGAGGCUAAAGCUAUAGAGUCGCCGACGCGGGAGAAGAGAAAAAGCGUCGGAUCUCUCACCGAACUCGGCAACGUUCAGCACGAUUUGAAUCUGGAAACCUUGGAGAAAAAUAGACUGAUUGAGGAGUACGUCGACCUGCGAGGUAGGUUUCUAAAAGCCAUUCAAGAAAUUAAAACUAUGAAGAGGGAGCUCCGCGAGUCCCACAACGUGUACGACGAGCUCGAGCUGACCAACAUGAAGCUGAGAAACGAAAUGAAACUGAGGGAGCAGUGCAGCAGGUCCGAAAUCGAUUUGAUGGCGGCUCGUAUAUUGGAUCUGACGCAGAAAUUGACGGCGUCCGACAAGCAAGUCAGGACACUGAAACAUAAGAUACAAAAGACCGAGUCGAGGGAGAAGCGUCGAAGCCUGUCGUUGAAAGGCCGAGAAUCCAUGACGCUCGGGAAGGAGGUCGAGGAGAAGCUGGCGGAAUUGGAGGGUAAAAUAACGCAACUGGAAACCGGGGAACCGGUUCCGAUUAUAAAUUCGCCUUCGAAAAGUUCUUCCCCGGCGAAGGAAAAGCUGUCCAAGAGCGAUAGCGUCACGGACGAGAAGAGAAUGAAAAGGCUGGCCGCUAGACUACGGAGAAAAUCGUUGGACAGUGUCACGAGCUCCGAGCCCAUGAAAGUACUAGUCCGAUUGAGUUCGCUGGAAACCAAAGUCGCCUCCGCCAUGGAGAAUCGCCGCGAACCGGCCGGCCCCUGCUCCCCCCUUCGAAUGGUCGUCGGAGCCUCCGAAAACGACGGCGAGUCUCACGAGAAAAGCGCUAUCGGGACGCAAUCGCAGAGACAUCUCCUCGACAGGCUUCAAAACUUGGAGGACGUCGUGAUACACUCGAGGAACAAGGUCAACGAGUGCCUGUGUCAGAUGAGCGCGAUGCGAGCGGCGAAGUCGAGGAGAUCGCCCUCGCCGAGCUUAGAGAAGAAGUACAGCGUCAAGUCGAUGGAGAAGUGUCUCAUGGACGUCAGCAAACUGCUGCAGGAGUGCUCCGACAGGUGCGUCGCCGACCCCGCCCGCCCCGACCGCGCCCCCGGCGACGACGUCGACGACAGCGUGACGCAGGCCGUGCUGCAGCUCGAGGAGCAGCUGCGGGCCAAACUGCUAGAGAUAUCGAGGAGGAAGGCCGCCCUCUACGAGGCCGGGGAGCUGACGCCGAGGAAGAAUUUGGAGAUUCUCGCGGAGAAACUCGCGUACGAGGCCGUCCUGGUCGGCCGGAUACAGGAGGCCCUGGAGUCCUCCAACGGCAGCCGUUUCUUCGCCAGAUUGAUCAAAUCCGAGAUAAUCGAAACUAGUCAAUUGAUCGAUAAACUGAAGGCCAAAAUAAACGGCGAGAGCGUCGCGACCGUCUCGGCGACGAGGAGCUCGCUCGACUACCUCGCGCGGAUCCUCUCGCGCAAGAUUGACGUUAUGACCAGCGGGAGGGACGGCGAGGCCUCGCGCGCCGCCGACGUCAUCGUGCACGGCGCCGACCUCGAGGCGCUCAAGGCGGCGCAGCGCGACGUCGCCGCCGCCGUCGAGCGGUACAAGUCCGAGACCCUGGCCGAGCUGUGCGCCGCGCUCGCCGCCGAAACGCUCAGUUCCUGCGCGGCCGGCGACAUCGACGUCGAGCAGCGCGUCAACGCCGAGGCCGCGCGCGUCCGCGAGGCGUGGGCGGCGGCGCGCGACGCGCUCGGCGCCGAACUCGUACAGGCCGAGGUGGCGCGCGCACUCGCCCGUGCCGCGCAGCUGUGCGAGCGCGGCCUGAGCGACGCGCGCGCCGCCCGCCUCACACUCACCGCGCAGGACCGCGCUGACCUCGAGCUGUGGUGGCAGGCGGCGCACGACCACCUGCGCUGCGAGCUCGACGCCGCCGUGCGCGACAUCGCCGCGCGCUGCCGCGAGCGCCGCGACCGCGCCGACGUGACGCCGCGCGCCGACAGCCGCGCGCUGCUGGACCGGCUCGCCGACGUGCUCGCGCAGAAGGCGCUGGUCGACGCGCGCGUGGCCGUGGUGGACGGCACGUACCGCGCGUCGGCGCCGCGCGAUGCCGACCGCCGGCCGGAGGACGCCAUCGCCUCGCUGGAGACUGACCCCGCCUGCGAGGCGGAGUUCGUGUACCUGUUCCAGCACUUCUCGACCGAGUGCCGCGCGCUCUUCUCCAGUGACUGUUCGGGCAACAGUGAAGACUCGACGAAGAUCAGCGGGAGCCUCGAGCGCAUGGAAGCGGAGGUGGCGGAGGCGCGGCGGCGGCUCGCGGGGGACGACGAAUCCGCGGGCGACGGGCUCGCGGAGGGGGGCGCGGGGGAGGUGGGCGUGGCCGAUCGGCUGGAGGCGCUGCGGGCGGCGGUGGGCGCGCUGGCGUGCGGGCGGUGCGCGCGCCUGCAGGAGGCACUGGAGCGGCUGCAGUCGGAGCGCGCACGCGGGGAGGCGGCUCUGGCGCAACAGGCCACGGCGCUGGCGGCCGCGCGGCGCGCGCGCACGCAGAUGCAGGCGCAGCACGAGCGCGAGCGCGUGGCUCUGCGCGAGCGGGUGCGCCAGCUGCAGCGCCGCCUCGCCGCGCUCGACUCCGAGUACUCGGCGCAGCUCGACAGCCUCCGCGCGGCCUAUCAGAGCGCGGUCGCGGCGGACACGCACGGUGAUAGCCUGCGCGCGCGCUACCAGCAGGAGAUCGAGCAGCUGCGCGCGCUGUGCGAGAAGGGGCUGCUGGCGAUGGAGAGCUCGCACCGGCGCGUGGUGCGCGAGUUAGAGGAGAAGCACCGCGCGGAGCGGGAGGCGCUGCGGCAGGAGAAGGAGGCGGCGCUAGCGGAGGAGACGCGGGCGACGCUGGCGGCGCUGGACGCCAUGCGCAAGGCGCACGAGAGCGAGGUGCGGCGCGAGGUGGACAAGUUCAAGGGCGAGCUGCUGGCGCGCGGCGGCGAGCUGGGCCAGCUCAGCGGCCGCCACCAGCGCGAGAUGGAGGAGAUCAAGCGCGAGAUCCUGUCGCUGUCGGAGCGGUACAGCGUCAAGUGCGUGGAGUCCGCGGCGCUGGAGGAGCGGCUGGCCACUGCCUCCGCGCAGCUCGCGCACGCGCAUGACCACAUCCUGCAGCUCGACGCCAGAAACAAGCAGCUGCGCGCGCACAUCAUGUCGGAAGCUAACGAUAUUAAGAUGUCGGAGGCCGCUAACUUCUCGCCGGUGUUCGAGGACAGCUCGCCGGAGGCGGUCCCGGCGCCCGGCGACAACCCGCAACCGCCAGAAGUCAUCCCGGUCGAGCCCGCUGCUGGAGUCGCGCGCGCUGACGUACGGCGCGGACGCCGCACGAGCGCUGACGCUGUCGCCGGUACAGAAUUGAAGAUGAAAGAUUGUCGCGGUGCAACGCCACGCGCGAGCGGGGUCGGGGGCGGGCCGUUCGCGGGCGUCGUGGCGGAGCGCCGCAAACGCUUCCUGCUGUGACGUCACACGUCCGCGUCACGUGACAUCACGCCCCGCCCCGCCCCGCCCACCGCACUAGCUCCGGCCGCAGCUUUAUAUACCCGUAUACGUUAUUUAUCAAAUAUAUAACAUUAAUAUAUAUCACACAUAGAGACCUACGCGCGUCUCCGAUGCGACGUAUUUAAAGAUAUAUUCGAGUUUACGUUACUAAUACAUAAUCUUUAUUAACGUUAAGUUAUUAACUAAGACCAAAAAUGUCUUUCCCCUGUACUCGAAGCUCCUACUCCCACCCACUUUGUAUAUAAUUUUGUUUGAUUUGUUUUUAUUGACUUAAUUUUAAUGACCUGUAGAGUGUACAUUGUUUUCAUCGCUUCUCCCCUCUCGCGCGGUCGCUCGUGCGGGCGCGCACGCUCGCCGCGGCCGCCCGUGCGGGCGCGCACGCAACUGUUACAUUGUAAAUACCCACAUUCAUCUAUCGUAACCGGUCUUCUGCGCCUGACCAUUUAUUUUAUAAGGAGUUUGUUACCAAAUAUUUCUUAUUUAUGUUUUUUAUGUUUGCGUGUUUGCAGACGGCCGCGUCUCGGCGCGGCUCUAGGUUUAAUACUUGUUUAUUAUUUUUAAAGAUUUAUAUCACUCACACAAUUCGGGAGACAAGUGACAUUAGCGGAUAAAUCUACAGGAAAUUCACUAAUAUUGACUUAGAAAUUAAUAUUCGUAACCGAGUGAGACUCGCGUAUCCGCCGAGUCGGGCACGGGGCAGGUUAGCCCUGCGGUUAGGAGUAACACUUGACAUUAUACGUAGGAUAGUCACGUUGUUUUCUGUAGCACAGUGUAGGCACGCGGCGUGCUGUUACCAUGUUUCCGAGCUGGGCAUUCGUCUUCCACGUAUCACGUUGUUAUGUAUAGUCACUUUCGCUUCAAAAAUGCCUCGUCGCUGAAAUUAGUGUUCAAAUUUGCUCAAACGAGUACCAAAACACGUUUGUCUCUUUCUCCUUUAGUUUUAACGAUACAGGCGUCUCAAAUUCUAAUGAAAUAACUUUUUUUAUGAGCUGUCUGUUGUUUGCCUUUAUUUUAUUAUUUUCCAC